Molecule: messenger RNA, 1642 nt
Organism: Hyalella azteca
Lineage: Eukaryota; Metazoa; Arthropoda; Malacostraca; Amphipoda; Hyalellidae
Gene: CIAPIN1
Product: anamorsin homolog
Exons: 3
Coding region: 266-1066 (266 amino acids)
Biological process (GO): iron-sulfur cluster assembly
Cellular component (GO): cytoplasm
Molecular function (GO): iron-sulfur cluster binding
Source: RefSeq, a predicted model, not a curated record
GGAUUAUUAUUAGAUUAAAAAAAGUAAACUAUUCUACUGGGCCUUAUGUAUUUUGCUCAACAAAAGUCUUCAGGUACUUAUUUUCCUUAUUAAUGCCUAAUUGAAUUUUUCAUGGAUGGUUUAAAGUUUUUAUAAAAAAAUUUUCCCAUAAGCCACAAAUAUGCUAAUGCAAAACACUUUUUUUCCAUGCUUCCCAUACCUCCGCUUUCAAAAUUCAUCUUGCAAGUAGUUUUCAACAGUGAUAAUCCUUGAGGAAUCUCCUAGAAUGCACCAAGCCAGUGAAGGGCAGCAUGUGCUGGUGGUGUGGGAAACAACAUCUACAGAGUCUGAUGUCAAGGCGCUGGUGAUGCCACUCAGGGAUGCUGUUGGAAGUGACGGUAGCGUGGCUACCGAAUCUGCACACAUGUUAGCACAGUCCUCUCUGCCAUCAUCGAAGUACGACCUAGCCCUGCUUGGCCUCUGCUUCCCCUUCGCCAGUGAGGCUCCUAUUGAGUUGCUGUCUGAAAUCUCUCGCUUGCUCAAACCCUCUGGAAAGUUGGUCGUUGCUUCCAGUUCAGUGGACCUCAUUCUCAGUAACCUGAGGCUGUCAGGUUACACCGACGUGCGCGUAGUGGGGGAUGUUAACCUUACAGACGAACAAAAGUCGGCAAGCACCGGCGUGGCAGUCAAAGAAAUCUUGGCGUGCAAACCGGACUUUGAAAUGGGCUCAUCCAUGCCGCUUUCUUUUGCUUCCAAGAGUUCAAAUGUUUCUGAAACUCUUGAUGAUCCUGAUGAUCUGCUCACUGAAGAAGACAAAGUCAAACCUGAUGCAGCAUCCCUCAAGGUUUGUGGCACAACUGGCGAACGCAAGGCCUGCAAAAACUGCUCAUGUGGUCUGAAAGAAGAGCUCGAAUCUGAAAUGCAGGCCGAAAAAGACGCUGCAAAGAAAGAUUUCAAGUCAUCUUGUGGUAACUGUUAUUUAGGAGACGCAUUUAGAUGUGCUUCUUGCCCCUACGCCGGAUUGCCUGCCUUCAAACCCGGAGAAAAGGUCAAGCUUAUGGACACUACGCUACUUGAUACCAUUUGAAGUUCUCUGAUACGUUUCGACAACUUACAGUUCUACUACUGAAAAGUUGUGGGAUUUCAUGAGAGAAAUACAUCAGUAAAGACUACAAUAAACCCGAAAGAGCUGUCAAAUUUUUGUUUGCGAAUAUUGUAACUCAAGAUUCGAGGGAGAAUAGCUUCGUGAUCAGAUUCUGGUGACCAUCGGCAAGGCACUUGCACACGCAGAGCAAUUUAUGUGCCAAAUUACGGUACCAUGCACUUCCUCCAGCCAUUGAAUAUUCAAUCGAAUCAGGCAUCACUUCAUUUAUGCUCAUAUUAUGAGCUACUUGAUUAAUUAGGUAAAUUGAACCGUGUAAAACUGUUAUGGUUUUGUAUGUUCGAUGAAGACUUGGGUUGAUUUAAAUUAUGAUUACUUACAUUGCUUGCAUGCAGUCCAUAUUCACGUUCCUUAUCUUAGAAUUUUAAAAGAUUUAAUUUUUUAUACUUGAUAGGGCUCUUCCUCCAGUCAAGCAUUAGCAUGCUGGCGAAGUUUGUUCUCAUAUUUUUCUGUCGCGUUACUUCAAAGUAAUUUCCGUUAAUAAAGUAAUUGUACAGCAUA